Molecule: messenger RNA, 2201 nt
Organism: Corylus avellana
Lineage: Eukaryota; Viridiplantae; Streptophyta; Magnoliopsida; Fagales; Betulaceae
Product: P-loop containing nucleoside triphosphate hydrolases superfamily protein
Cellular component (GO): mitochondrion
Molecular function (GO): GTP binding
Source: RefSeq, a predicted model, not a curated record
UCCGAAACGACACCGCUUCAACCAGCAGCGCUUAAACCCUAAACCCCUGUAAUCCCAAAGAAGAAGAAGAAGACGAAGCUGAAAACAAUUCUCGGAGUAGAAAGAAAUGCUCGCUAUUGCUCGAACCCUUUCUUCUUCCAAAAAGCUGAAACACCCUCUCUUCCUUUCGCUUUCAAUCUUAGCCCAAUCCCUCACAAACCCUUGUUCUUCUUCUUCUUCUUCACUCUCACGAACUCUAAACCCCCAACCUCAAAGCCCUAUCAAACCCCCGCCACUCAAUUCUUUCUGUUAUUUUUCUUCCAUCCCAUCUCUGCCCCUCACCCGCGAUGGAAAUUACGACGAGACCACUACCAACGUUGUGUGCCCCGGCUGCGGGGUCCACAUGCAGGACUCGGACCCGAAACACCCCGGUUUCUUCCUCAAGCCCUCCGAAAAGAGUCCGAGUUAUCGCUCACGUGCCCACCUCUUGCCGGUCGCUCACGAGACCGAGUUUCCUAGCUCGCUCAAGAAGGGCCUUUUAAUCGACCCCGAGACUGCGACCGAGACCGAAAAUGAAACCGAAACGCUCAGUUUCGAGAAGCCGGUGGUAUGCGCGAGGUGCCACUCGCUGAGGCACUACGGGAAGGUGAAGGAUCCGACGGUGGAGAACCUCUUGCCGGACUUCGAUUUCGACCACACUAUCGGACGGAGGUUGGCGUCGACUGGCGGGACCCGGUCGGUGGUUUUAAUGGUCGUGGACAGCGCCGAUUUCGACGGCUCGUUCCCUCGAAAGGUGGCGAAGCUGGUGUCGGCGACGAUCGAGGAGAAUCAGAAGGCGUGGAAGGAAGGAAAGCCGGCGAAUUUGCCGAGAAUGGUGUUGGUGGUGACGAAGAUCGAUCUGCUGCCGAGCACAGUGGGGCCGGUGCGUUUGGAGCAGUGGGUGAGGCGACGAGCGAGAGAGGGAGGGGCCGGCAAGAUAACGAGCUUCCACUUUGUGAGCGCUGUGAAGGACUGGGGGCUGAAGAACUUGGUGGAAGAUGUGGUGGGGCUGGCCGGUCCGAGAGGGUGCGUGUGGGCAGUCGGGGCGCAGAAUGCCGGCAAGAGCACACUCAUCAAUGCGGUUGGAAAGUGUUUGGGAGGGAGAAUUGUGCAUUUGACGGAGGCACCAGUGCCGGGGACGACGCUUGGGAUUGUGAGGGUGGAGGGGGUUUUGCCGGGCAAGACAAAGCUGUUCGACACGCCGGGGCUUUUGCAUCCACAUCAGAUCACGACGAGGUUGUCAAGGGAGGAGCAGAGGCUUGUGCACAUUGGCAAGGAGUUGAAGCCGCGGACUUAUAGGAUCAAGGCUGGUCAUACAAUUCAUAUUGCUGGGCUUAUAAGGCUGGAUAUAGAAGAAUCAUCUGUAGACUCUAUCUAUAUCACAGUUUGGGCAUCUCCUUAUCUCCCACUACACAUGGGAAAAACAGAAAAUGCAGAGACAAUGCUAGAGAAACAUUUUGGUCGUCAGUUGCAGCCACCAAUUGGGGAGAAUCGAGUCGAAGAGCUCGGGAAAUGGGUGAGAAGGGAAUUUUGCGUCUGUGGUGAUAGCUGGGAUUCAAGUUCAGUGGAUAUUGCUGCUUCUGGUCUCGGUUGGUUUGCUGUUGGAAUUAAAGGAGAGGCAGUCUUAGGUGUUUGGACCUAUGAAGGAGUCGAUGUUGUUCUUCGUGCUGCCUUAAUUCCUUAUAGAUCCAAUACUUUUGAAGAUGCAGGGUUUACCGUCUCAAAAAUCGUCUCCAAGGCCGACCAAGCUUCAAAUAAGCAGCGCCAAGAUGCAAAGAGGAAACAGAGUAAUCCAAAAGCAUCUGUAUUGGCUGAAUCACCAUUAUUAACAGCUGAUGCAGACUCAAAUUCUUGUUGACGCGGGCAGCAUUAGUAGAAGAAGAAGAAGAAGAAGAAUAAUGAUCUGACAUUAACACAGAUUGUGAUUGGUGAAAUGACGAGUGAGGAAUAUAUAGUGACGAGUAUGAACUAGGUUAUGAGAGGAAGCUAAAUGGUAGCAACUCUAUCAAGCCCCACAUAUGGAACGGUUGAUGCUUGUUGGCAGAAAGUUUGCAGCAGGAUCUCUUUAUGUUACAAUAUCUGAAAGACGAAAGGAAAUUACAUUUUAAUCUCACAACUAUCGUACAGUGUUAAUAUGGUAGCCAAACUAACUAUUGAAUUAGUCUUUUAAAAAUAAAAAUAAA